GCUUAAAACACGUGUGUUUUUAAACUACUAUUGUUUGAUGUCGAGUCGGAGAUAGAAGACUAGCCUAGCAGAAUACAAUGUGUUGUGACCGUUGUACUUGUAGGGAUGUUUUAUUCAGACUGCGGCAAAAAAUAAAGCUCUACAAUCAAAAACAUUACAACCAAUUAACUGCAUUAAUGAGAAAAGCAUACUCCCUCUUUCGGUUUUUACUGUACUGUGUCUUUAAAAUGUACACGCGAGUCAUACAUUGUCCCAUAGCGUGGCGUGGUCUCAUUGGCUCUGCCUUUGAUUUGCUGUCACCGUUUUCAAAUCAGACGAAGCCACACAAGUAAUAUGAGGCUGACGCGGAAAUCAAAAUCUGGUAAAGUGUGUUUUUUUUUUUUUUUUUUUUUAACCGGGUGUCUCUGAACGUUACCAUUUUUAACACGCGGGGUUCUUCUAUGUGGAUUUAUGCAUUGAGAAGAAUCAAAUAAGCCAUUAUUGUAUUUAAAGCUGAACUGAUUAUCAAUUAUUUUAGUAUACUCACUUUUAUUGUCACCUCUACACGAAUCACUCCUUGUAAAAAAAUGCAAUUUGUAAAUAUAGUAACGUUAUUGACACUUACUAUAGUUUUGCACAGUCCCUGUUCAUUGGCUGGCGAUUCAAAAACAUCCUGUGCAACGUGCCGGACAAUAGUUGACAACUUUGUUAAGGGUUUAGAUAAAACAGCUAAAAAGAAUUUCGGGGGAGGAAACACUGCCUGGGAGGAAAGAGCAUUAUCAAAAUAUGAAACUAGUGAGAUUCGUCUAGUGGAGAUCCUUGAAAACCUCUGUGACAGCAGCAGCUUUGAAUGUAACCACAUGGUAGAAGAACAUGAAGAGCAAUUUGAAAACUGGUGGUUCAAAAAGAAGGAUAAAUACCCAGACCUUUUAAAAUGGUUCUGCAUAGACAAUAUUGAAGUGUGUUGUCCUCAAGGAACCUUUGGUCCUGACUGCAACGCUUGUGUUGGAGGGUCUGAGAGGCCAUGUCAUCACAAUGGUGACUGUGAUGGUGACGGCACUAGAAGAGGGGAUGGGAAAUGUCGGUGUAAUAAAGGAUACAAAGGAGAUUUCUGUUUAGAAUGUGAUGAUGGAUAUUUUAAUAAAGAAAGAAAUGACACAUUCUCUCUGUGCACAGAAUGUCAUGAGUCAUGCCAAACCUGCUCUGGCCCAACUAACAAGGACUGCAAUGAAUGCAAAAGUGGCUGGGUACAGGAUGAUGAAAAAUCCUGCAAUGACAUGGAUGAAUGUGCAAAUGAGACAUCUCCUUGUAAAGAAAACCAGUAUUGCCACAAUAAAGAAGGCUCCUACUCCUGCAAAGCCUGUGAUGCUGCAUGUACAAGUUGUUCUGGGGAGGGUCCUGAAAAAUGCACAGGCUGUUCAUCUGGAUACACUGAGGAAGAUGGAAAGUGUACAGAUAUAAAUGAAUGCAGCCUCCCUGACAAAUCAUGCUUGCGUGAAAAUGAGGACUGUGUUAACACCAAAGGCAGCUUCAAAUGUGUUUGCUCUCAAGGCUUUGAAGACAAAGAUGGAGCCUGCAUACAAACUGAAGAAACAGAGGAAAACAUGGAAGAUGAGGAUUCUUCAGAAACUGUAUCGCCUGACAAUGUGCAUGAGGACCUAUAAUGUUUUCUAACCUUUGCUGCUCUAUAACCACUUCAUUUAAAUUAUUUGAAUUGUAUCAUCAACUUGACUGCACUAUCUGGACAAAUGUUUAUAACUGAAAUAUCUGGGGAGACAAACCGCUUACAUUGAGAUUAAUAGAAUUAAAUGUGGCCAUUACAUUGUUUUUUGUGUACUCCAAAUGCACUUACUUUUGUAAAAGGGAUGUCUUUUUUGGAGAAAAAUAAAUUAAACCUUAAAUGUA
Acipenser ruthenus (sterlet) is the source of this 1884-nucleotide messenger RNA. Its product is annotated as cysteine-rich with EGF-like domain protein 2-B. The record is from RefSeq and is a predicted model, not a curated record. Gene Ontology annotation, molecular function: calcium ion binding. Lineage: Eukaryota; Metazoa; Chordata; Actinopteri; Acipenseriformes; Acipenseridae. The transcript has 10 exons. Bases 567 to 1643 code for a protein of 358 amino acids.